Parastagonospora nodorum SN15 is the source of this 1614-nucleotide messenger RNA. RefSeq lists its product as hypothetical. Bases 1 to 1614 code for a protein of 537 amino acids. Lineage: Eukaryota; Fungi; Ascomycota; Dothideomycetes; Pleosporales; Phaeosphaeriaceae. The transcript is spliced from 3 exons. The record is from RefSeq and is a predicted model, not a curated record.
AUGAACAUCGGCUCAUCACCAUAUCAUGCCAUUGGCGCCGUAUACUGCCGCGCGUCCAACACGGAUCUGCUUUCGAUCGAGGGCAGUCAUACACAUGUCAUUCGAGAACUUCGAAAGCGAGACAAGGCCUACCAUGUCGGCUUGAUCAGCUGUGAUGCUUCGCAAACUCAGAACGAGGAUGACGGUUUCCGCGAAUGGCUGGAGACAUUCAUACUGAUGGAGACGAGCCUAAGGCCUGAUAGCGACGAAAAGAGCCUGGGAAACGGCAGUGUACUUCAGAUCACUGAGGCAAUCACAGUGCUCUUCAGCCAUACACUGCGAAAUGUCUCGUCAAAAGAUGACUGGCAUAUUGGGAAGCAUACCUUCCAACUUCGGGUUUCUUCCUUUGUUGCCCGUGGUGAGAGGAUACAGAUGGCCUUGCCUGCAUUCCCUUGCAAGUCUCCUAGUACCCGCAAGGUCGGUGGUAUUUACCCUGACAUGGCCGAGCAUAUCGCACUUACAACACUCCACGGAUUUGUGGAAGACGUCAAAGCCAUAUACGCACCUGGUGUGGCCGUGUGGAUAAUCAGUGAUGGGCACGUUUUCUCAGACUGUAUCGGUGUUGACGACGAUACCAUCUGCAAGUACGACAGAGCUCUCUUGAAGACAUACCAAAGCCUAUACACCUCAAACGAAGAUCACCAAGCAAUCAGGUUUCGUGGGCUAACGGACAUUCUCUUCUCGAAUUUUGACGCACAGGCCUCUUUCAGACGAGACUGGUUUCAUGGGUUGUCCAUCGAGCAUCCAAUAUGCUCCAAACGCACAGAUGAGGCUGAGCUGGCCCGCAUGAUAAUGAUGACUGGCUUUCAGACUUCGAAAGAGCAUUUCCGCAAGCUCAUCGCUGAUCAACACGAACACGCACUCAAAUUGUAUCGAGGACAAGCUCGGUUCAUGCAAGACGACCUCUUCUGUCCCAAGUUCCUUGCCAUGUCGACGAAGCAGAGAAAAAAGACCUCUUUUGCUGUUGCCGCAGAAAUGAUCGCGCGAAACCAGGCAUACUCGAACUUGUUAGAGCUUUUGCUUCCCAACUACGUCAGGCUUUCUAUUCACGCACAUUCCAAUAGAGGACCGAAGUUCGGCAUCCGGCUUUUCCCAACAACGAAGGUGCGCGCAAUCGAGUCUAUCGUAGAUCGUCAUGCAAUUUGUCCAUCAUACGAAUUUCAGGUGCCCACGCCUUGGCACAACUCCAUGAUCAAGAUUGAAGGAGACGACAUGCUGUAUCUGGGUAAAGCAGAGAUUGUCCACAAAGCUCUCGAGGCCGGCGAUUUCGAAGGCGAGUGGAUCAACGACCAAAUACUAGGCGGCCAUUUUGCACUCAGACCCACGCCUGCCAUCAGCACCGCAUCCUCAAUGAUCAAUGAGUCAAUAUCGUCACUUUCUACCAAGUUUGAUGACGAGAAACAAACGGUGUCGGCAAAGACUUAUGACUUUGGGCUUUCGCCGAGCGAUUUGAUCAUCAAUACUACAAAGGUGCGCCUUGCUGUUCGGCUAAGCGGCAAGAUCCAUCGCAUGCUCGGCUUCUCAAAGCUCUUCGCAAAAUCUCCCACCACGGAUGAUCUCAAUUUCCAGGAAUGA